Messenger RNA from Budorcas taxicolor (takin), 906 nucleotides. RefSeq names its product protein lifeguard 2-like. The transcript is spliced from 9 exons. Gene Ontology annotation, cellular component: membrane. Lineage: Eukaryota; Metazoa; Chordata; Mammalia; Artiodactyla; Bovidae. The record is from RefSeq and is a predicted model, not a curated record.
AUGGACUUGGAGGUCAGUGAGCCAAUAGACUUGAGCUCUGGAGAUCAUCAACAUCUAGUUCGGAAAGCUGCAGAUGCUUAUGUUGGGGGCAAGUCUGUUCGGUCCUAUGGAACUGUACCUUCGACUCAGGAGCCACAACAAGCUCGUGGAAAUCCACACUCAAAGGCUGGUAAGCGAGCAGAUACCUAUGUGGUACAGAUUUCGCCAGAGACUACUACAGACGACAUCAACCCUGGCCCAUUUUCAGAAACAGCUGUCCGCAGAGCUUUCAUCGUAAAAGUGUUCUUCCUCCUGUCCAUUCAGCUUCUGAUCACUGGGGCAAUCGUCAGCCUGUUUGUUUUCUGGUAGGCUUUACGAUCUUGGGUGAUCAAAAAUCCCUGGUUCAAUUACACACUCUUGCCAGCCUUUUUUGUUAUAUUUAUUGUACUCGCCUGCUGUGGGAAACUCCGCCGCCAGGUGCCUGCAAAUUACAUUCUCCUGGGAUUAUUUACAGUUCUUCAAGGUUUGCUGCUAGGAACCGUGUCAGUUUUCUAUAACGCCGAGGAAGUAUUAUGGGCAACAGGAGCAACAGCUCUGGUGACGCUAUCACUCAGUUUAUUUGCUCUUCAAACAAAAUGGGAUUUCACUUUGCUAAAUGGAAUGCUGUUUGUUUUACUCUUCGUACUUAUCAUCUAUGGAAUUAUCUUAAUCUUCAUUCGAUCAUAUUGGUUGCAUCUAUUGUAUGCUGGACUUGGAACUGUGAUCUUCUCACUCUACUUGGUGAUGGAUGUGCAGCUGAUGGUGGGAGGGCGCCACCAUCAUUCUGACCUGGACCCUGAAGAGUAUGUUUUUGCUGCCCUGAACAUCUACAUGGACAUAAUCAACCUUUUUCUUUUUAUUUUGCAACUGAUUGGAAUGGGACGGUAG